CGGAAUAGUCGCGCAUUGACUGACUGGACUCUAAAGCCCCUUGGGGCAGGUGCUGUGUCCAGCAGUGUAUCUGGCGAUGCACCGAGUCCUUUCCACGGAGGGCAAGCAGGUGCAAUGGCACGGAGGUGGAAAGGGGCCUAGCGACAGAGCGCCUCGAGCUGGGCAGUCAGUCCUGGGGAAGCCCUGGUGGUCUCUCCUCGCCGGGUUCGGAACAGCAGGAUGGGAUCAGCGACCAUCGAGACGCAUCCGCCGAGCCGAGCCCUCCGAGCAUCCUAGAGAGGACACGGAAGCGGGUCUUUCCUUACGCACCUGUCUGACAGCGUCCGCAGCUCACUUCCGGUCCGCGGAGGGCAUUGGCGAUCUUAGACCGUGAUAGCCCUUUCAGGGCCGCGGCGGGUGAGAGCCCCCUCGGGGCCGCGGCGGGAUCUCCUUCCCCUGAUGCUUUGGACUUCCAAGUCUGUCUUCCCAGUCUAGGUCUUCCGCAUAAUCCACUUGGAGGUUGAGCGCACCAUCACAUCUAAGCCAUCAGCAAGUUUGUUGGUUUUAAUCUCCAAAAUACGUCUUGAUUUUGUCUGACUCUUUGCCACCACCCUGAUCUAAGCCCCUAUCAUCUGCUUGAAUCACUGGUCAUUGAUGCAGUCAUUCUCAGUCUCCUCGAAGGGAGUGUGAAGAUGCUUAAAGAGCAUCCAGAGAUGGCAGAAGCUCCUCAGCAGCAGUUGGGUAUUCCUGUGGUGAAACUGGAGAAAGAGUUGCCAUGGGGCAGAGGAAGGGAGGACCCUAGUCCAGAGACUUUUCGGCUGAGGUUUCGGCAGUUCCGCUACCAGGAGGCAGCUGGACCCCAGGAAGCUCUUAGGGAGCUCCAGGAGCUCUGUCGUCGGUGGCUGAGGCCCGAGUUGCACACCAAGGAGCAGAUCCUGGAGCUGCUGGUGCUGGAGCAGUUCCUCACUAUCCUGCCCCGCGAGUUCUACGCCUGGAUCCGGGAGCAUGGCCCAGAGAGUGGCAAGGCCCUGGCUGCCAUGGUGGAGGACCUGACAGAAAGAGCGCUGGAGGCCAAGGCGGUUCCAUGCCACGGGCAGGGAGAGCAGGAGGAAACAGCACUUUGCAGAGGCACUUGGGAGCCAGGCAUCCAGCUGGGGCCAGUGGAGGUCAAGCCUGAGUGGGGGAUGCCCCCUGGGGAAGGAGUUCAAGGUCCAGACCCAGGUACCGAGGAGCAGCUCAGUCAGGACCCUGGAGAUGAGACACGGGCCUUCCAGGAGCAAGCACUACCAGUUCUGCAGGCGGGUCCUGGCCUCCCCGCAAUGAAUCCCAGAGACCAAGAGAUGGCAGCCGGGUUCUUUACUGCUGGAUCGCAGGGGUUGGGGCCAUUUAAAGAUAUGGCCCUGGCCUUCCCUGAGGAGGAGUGGAGGCACGUGACCCCAGCCCAGAUAGACUGCUUUGGGGAGUAUGUGGAACCGCAGGACUGCAGGGUCUCUCCAGGCGGUGGGAGCAAGGAAAAGGAGGCAAAACCCCCACAGGAAGACCUGAAAGGGGCGCUGGUGGCACUGACGUCAGAGAGGUUUGGGGAAGCCUCUCUCCAGGGCCCUGGGCUCGGAAGGGCCUGUGAGCAGGAGCCUGGUGGCUCUGCAGGCGGUGCGCCCGGGCUUCCUCCUCCCCAGCACGGUGCCAUCCCCCUGCCUGACGAAGUCAAAACCCACAGCUCCUUCUGGAAGCCUUUCCAGUGCCCCGAGUGUGGGAAAGGAUUCAGUCGGAGCUCCAAUCUCGUCAGGCACCAGCGAACCCACGAAGAGGAGAAGUCUUAUGGCUGUGUGGAGUGUGGGAAGGGCUUUACCCUGAGAGAGUACCUGAUGAAGCACCAGAGAACCCACCUGGGAAAGAGGCCCUACGUGUGCAGCGAGUGCUGGAAAACCUUCAGCCAGAGACACCACCUGGAGGUGCACCAGCGCAGCCACACUGGGGAGAAGCCCUACAAGUGUGGGGACUGCUGGAAGAGCUUCAGCCGCAGGCAGCACCUGCAGGUGCACCGGAGGACACACACCGGGGAGAAGCCCUACACCUGCGAGUGUGGCAAGAGCUUCAGCAGGAAUGCCAACCUGGCGGUGCACCGGCGUGCCCACACUGGCGAGAAGCCAUAUGGGUGCCAGGUAUGUGGGAAGCGGUUCAGCAAAGGGGAGCGGCUGGUCCGACACCAGAGGAUCCACACAGGGGAGAAGCCCUACCACUGUCCUGCCUGCGGGCGAAGCUUCAACCAGAGGUCCAUCCUCAACCGGCACCAGAAGACCCAGCACCGCCAGGAGCCGCUGGUGCAGUGAGCAUAGCAGGUGGCAGGCAGCACCAUCAUUCAUCUUUCUCACUGCAGGGCCUUGCGGGGCGCAAGGUGAUGGCUGCAGGAAAGCACUGGUCCCAUUGCCUUCCCACCCAUUCGCAAACGUGGGAAAGGCAAGGCCUGGCUUACUUACAGCUUCCAGAGAGCAUAGCUGCUUCCAUCUCUUACCCAAGUGGUGCUAAACAAUUUUUCUUCCCAUGUUUGAGGGAAGCAGUCUCCUGCGAUUCAGUUCAGGCUGAGAUUUUCUCCUUCAGUGGACUGUCUGUGUCCCCCUGCCGAACGAGGCUGGGAGUAAAGGCAAAACCUUGACAUGUGUUGUAGCUGGGACCUCACCUUCCUGAGCUCUGUCUUGCCUGCAGGUUCAUUAGCUCAGACUCUUCCCCCACCCCCUCUCUUUUCCAUUGAACAGACAUUUAUUGAACAUCCUCUGAGCACCUGGCCGUGGGAAUGCAGUGGUGAAUGAGAGACUAGACCUGAUUCCCUUGGGGGUCGUGCGUUGGGGAUGCAUGCAACAGCCCAUGACCCAAGGCAUUCUCAGGGUAUCUGUGCUGUGUGCCCGUGAGAACAUCUUCCCGUGACCACUCCUGCCCUCCUGCCCUGUGCUGGAUCUUCCUGCCCCAGCUGGGAUCUGCUCCCAGGCAACUGUGUGAAUUUUACAUUAUUUGGAGCCUCAUCUGUGUCAGGCUAUAACAUUCUAUUCUCAUCUGUAAAACUGCCCCGUCCAUUAUUCCUUGCACUAUAACAACUGUCAACACACCAACUAUUAGGAAGUUACUAUUUUGCUAUUGAUCACUGAAUAAACAUCAGAGUAUUUUAAAAAACAGUUCUCUAGAAAGAACUGUUAUAAUUAAAAUGAGUCUGAAAGAUGAACUAGUAUUAAUGCCCUACAUUUGAUGGCACUUUAUAGUUCAUAAAAUUAAUUUCACCCUAUUCUCAUUCGACCCAUUUCCCAAGUAUUUAUUGAGGCUCUGUAACAUGUCAGGAACUCUUCGGGUGCUUGAGACACAUCCAUGAAUAAAAUAGGGGGAGAAGCUGUUGACCUCGUAGAGCUUACGUCUCAUGGAUGUACCUGAUCUUCAGAACCCGUGGAUAUUCCUGCCAAUCCUCUGGGCCUGUAUUCAUGGCUUUGUCAGCAUCUUGCCCUGAAAUGCAUUUGCCACCUACCUCUUGUUACUAAAUGGUCUCUGCCCUCUAGACCCUUGUCAUCCAAGGCACUAGGGGUCCUGGACACCCACUGGGGAUGAUGAGCUGGUAGCGACCUGUUUUGCAUGAGUGCCAAGUCAGGAAAAAUAAAGAUAUUUGUAGGCAUUAAAAAAUACACAUUUCUUUAAAAAUGAGAAGAUGCAAUAUUUGUAAACUGUUGAAGCUUCCUUAUUGUGCCAUCACUGAAGGGUUUCAUUUCUGUUUAAAGUUCUGGAAGCUGCAUAGCUAGCGUGGACUGACUGCUGUGUCAUUGUGCUGUGCCUUUGAACCCUGGCUGAGUGAGUGAGUGAGUCUGUCUUUUGUUGAUAGUGUACUAUAAUUGCAAAAUGUGGUUUGUCGUCUGAUGCCUCUUAAUACCAGAUUCUUUUGCUGAGAUUUUUUUUUUCAUUUUCCAUUGUAAAUAAGGUAAAUGGUAAUGACUAACACAAAGUUGUAUUACUCAGUCCACUUUGAAACGUGGUUUUAUCACCUGUUCUUGGCAGGCAGCAUGGUGUUUUAAUUUUGACUCAGCAAGUGACCCUCCUUGGUCUUCCUGGCUCAUUAGCUGUGCCCACGAGGCUGCACUGACCGGGUCGUAAAUGUAUCUGAGAUGUCCACACAGGGCUGCUGCUGCUCCUCUGUGAUACUGAGGUCCACGUGCAAAAUCUGCUUUUUUCCCCCCUCAAUUAUCAGAGCAGCUAGGCAGGGCUGACAGCCAGGCAGACUCAGUGGGAGGCUUCUGGCCUGAGCGUGGCCUUCCCCAGAGGGUGGUUUUCCAAAGGCAGGUGGGGACUGGGGAGGCCUCGGGGGGGCUGCUUGUCACUCAUCAUUCUGUUUACCUGAAUCACAGAUGCUCUUUUAUCAUACACAGCCAGCACUCCUCUGGGUUUCAGCAAGUUGGGAUAUCUUAAGCUUCAGUAGGAGCUGGGCCUUGCUGACUUUCCUAUCUGGCCUCUUCCCUGUCUCCUGUGGGGCCAAGAGCUUAGGACAGUGUCUCAGAAAAGCCUCUUAGUAGGGGGUUUUUCCCAUGGGAUUGUGGUAGUCUGAUUUUUCAUGUCUAUUCAGAUGUUAAGAAAUAUUUUGUUUUCUGUAUUUUUCUAUUCUUUAGAAAUUUUUUUAUAAUAGAUAAUUUCAAACCUAUAUAAAUGAAUCCUUAUGUAUUUAUCAUUUGACUUUAUUAUAAACUCAUAAUCAAUCUUGUUUCA
Messenger RNA from Pongo pygmaeus (Bornean orangutan), 4710 nucleotides. It is a transcript of the gene ZSCAN25, whose product is annotated as zinc finger and SCAN domain containing 25. Bases 672 to 2309 code for a protein of 545 amino acids. The record is from RefSeq and is a predicted model, not a curated record. NCBI's taxonomy places the organism in Eukaryota, Metazoa, Chordata, Mammalia, Primates, Hominidae. The transcript is spliced from 8 exons. Gene Ontology annotation, molecular function: RNA polymerase II cis-regulatory region sequence-specific DNA binding; DNA-binding transcription factor activity, RNA polymerase II-specific. Gene Ontology annotation, biological process: regulation of transcription by RNA polymerase II.